Messenger RNA from Phycomyces blakesleeanus NRRL 1555(-), 1023 nucleotides. RefSeq lists its product as hypothetical. Gene Ontology annotation, cellular component: EKC/KEOPS complex; cytoplasm. The coding region runs from base 1 to 1023 and encodes 340 amino acids. The record is from RefSeq and is a predicted model, not a curated record. The transcript has 6 exons. Lineage: Eukaryota; Fungi; Mucoromycota; Mucoromycetes; Mucorales; Phycomycetaceae. Gene Ontology annotation, biological process: tRNA threonylcarbamoyladenosine modification.
AUGGUUGUUGCAAUUGGUUUUGAAGGCUCCGCAAACAAGCUUGGAGUAGGAAUUAUUCGGCACGAAAAUGGCAAGGUUGAAAUAUUAGCUAAUGUCAGAGAUACAUACAUUACACCUCCUGGCCAAGGAUUCCUUCCUCGCGACACCGCACAGCAUCACAGGGAUUGCAUUUUGCAAGUCCUUAAAAAAGCACUCGAAGAUGCUAAAAUGACACCCAAAGAUAUCGAUGUUAUCUGUUUCACAAAGGGUCCUGGAAUGGGUGCGCCAUUAACAUCAGUAGCCGUUGUUGCACGCACUUUAUCUCUGAUGUGGAAUAAACCACUUGUUGGUGUCAAUCACUGUGUUGGCCAUAUCGAGAUGGGUCGUGAAGUUACAGGUGCCAUCAACCCAGUAGUUCUUUAUGUCAGCGGUGGAAACACUCAAGUAAUUGCUUACUCCCAACAACGUUACAGAAUUUUUGGCGAGACAUUGGAUAUUGCUAUUGGAAAUUGCUUGGAUCGGUUUGCACGAAUUCUUAAUCUGUCAAAUGAUCCCAGCCCAGGUUACAACAUCGAACAAUAUGCGAAACGUGGAAAGAAUUUUAUCCCAUUACCUUACUCUGUCAAAGGAAUGGAUGUGUCAUUCUCGGGAAUCCUGUCGCACAUUGAACAAAUCGCAAGCGAUCAACUUCCCAAAGGCCUUGUAACUCCCGAAGACCUUUGUUUUUCUCUACAGGAAACUCUAUUUGCAAUGCUGGUUGAGAUUACAGAACGUGCAAUGGCACAUGUGGAAUCAACCGAAGUUUUGCUUGUUGGUGGUGUUGGAUGCAACGUUCGACUUCAGGAAAUGAUGGAACAAAUGGCUGUCGAACGUGGAAGUACAGUGUGUGCGACAGAUGAGCGGUUUUGUAUUGACAAUGGUAUCAUGAUUGCUCAUGCUGGAUUGCUUUCUUUCAAAUCCGGAUAUACUACACCUCUUGAGGAAAGCACAUGCACUCAAAGAUUCAGAACAGAUGAGGUGCAUGUUGCAUGGAGAGAAGAUUAA